AUGGAUUAUGAAGCGAUGGAAAAACAAAUAGCGCAACUCGAGGAACUAGUUGGAGUCGAUGAAUUCUCAAAGACGAAGCCAAUUCCCGUCGAAAUCGAGCAAAUCACCAAGAAAUUGCGCGAUGAUUUAAAUGCGAAUAUUCUAAUGUCGAUUCCCUAUCAGAAAUUAGACAAUUUGCACAAAUUGGCGGCUCAGUCAAAUCAAGCGGCAGCUUCGAUUUCCGAGCGAAUCGAAUCCAUCAAUUUUUCCGAGCAGCUCAUUUUGCAGCGGAUUGAGCUCAUCAAAACCUUUGAGGAGUGCCUACAAAGCGCUCUGGACACCGAAUGUUUUUCGAAAAUCUCCGAUCUUCUUCCAUUACUCGACGACGAAAUCCGCAUAUGCGAGGAGCUCUACCAAAAAUGGAAAUCCGAAUGCACCGAAUUCGAGAAUUUCCGCGACGAGUACGCCCUAAUUCUCAAAUCGAUCACAAAUCGGGUUUUUCAACUACAAGCCAAAAUCGAUGGUCUCGUGCAGAAGGCCGAAAUCAAGUCAAAACAGGAAAACGCAUAA
Messenger RNA from Caenorhabditis bovis, 549 nucleotides. The record is from the annotation of a GenBank genome assembly. NCBI's taxonomy places the organism in Eukaryota, Metazoa, Nematoda, Chromadorea, Rhabditida, Rhabditidae.